AUGUAAAAAUAUCUUUUACUUGCUCUUAUUGUUGUUGUUUGCUAAUGCUAAUAAGCCUAGCAACCCUUACCUCCUGUUUGGCCUAACAGAUUUAGUUAAGAUUUUGUAGAAACCUGGAAUAUUACUAACACUAUUCAUAGAAGUGUAGGUACCUAUUUUUAUGAUUACACUCAAGGAACCACCCGUUUAGCUAGAUCAAAUGGCUAAUAUGAUCCUUUAUGCAAAAGUCUUCAUACUGAUGCUUAAUAAUGCGAUUAAAUUAUUGUUAAUGGAGAGAGAUACAUUUAUUACCCUGAUACCUAAGAGUGCUGCUACUGUUGCGGUUAAAAUGAUGGUUGUGGUGUAUUAUCCCCUUAAUGGUUUAUCGAACCUACUUUCUUAGGAAAUGUUUCUUACUAUGGAGUUCCUGCUUAUAAAUGGGUAAUUUAUGAAGGCCCUAAUGAAGCUAACCCUAAUUAUUACAUUGAAACAACUGAAGAAGAACCUACUUAAAGAUAAUUGCUUUAUCUUGCUAGAUCAAACUAUGAAUAAAACUACUUUUUAGAUUCCUUAAGAACUGACUUCGGAUCUAUUGAUCUUCCUUAAACUUGUAACCGUAAAAGUUUAUGUCCUGGAACAUGUGCCAAAGUUAGACCUGCCUAAUCUAAUUGA
Molecule: messenger RNA, 651 nt
Organism: Tetrahymena thermophila SB210
Lineage: Eukaryota; Ciliophora; Oligohymenophorea; Hymenostomatida; Tetrahymenidae
Exons: 1
Source: RefSeq, a predicted model, not a curated record